Aspergillus alliaceus is the source of this 309-nucleotide messenger RNA. RefSeq lists its product as uncharacterized. Bases 1 to 309 code for a protein of 102 amino acids. The transcript is spliced from 2 exons. The record is from RefSeq and is a predicted model, not a curated record. NCBI's taxonomy places the organism in Eukaryota, Fungi, Ascomycota, Eurotiomycetes, Eurotiales, Aspergillaceae.
AUGGCUAUAGUUGAUAUUUCCGGUAUUCCCAAGGCCGAACUGCUUGAAGAGCUACUGAAAGCAACUAAAGUCGCCUCCUUUUUCGCGUCUAGCGGGAUACCUCCUCCAGAACUGGAUAUGAAAGCGGCUAUGGAUGAAUACGAGAGAUGUGCAGAACGGGGCCUGGGGCUCGAUUACGUUUUGGGACGCGUGAUGAAAUGCGAUCUGAGUGGGGACACUGCUGAUACCUGGGGAUAUGAUCGUGACAAUGGCGAGGGCAGGUUCGCGGAGGUUGUGAAGGAGCUGCGCAAGACGUAUCCACCUGUCUAG